UCCCUUCAACUUGACAUCGGAAUGACUCCUAGCAUGGAGCCAGUAUCUUCCCAACCAGCGCCCAACUUGAAAAAGGAUUUGAGCGUAAAAUAAAAUGGUGUUUAAAAGUUCCGUCUGCGGAACAUACGCAGAGAGAGGAUAUAUGAUUUAGAGACAUACAGGAAGACGUCGAAACGGAGGAGAGAGAAGGAGAGAGGGAUUCUUUCUAAAGUCAACACAGCAACAAGGUGGGUUCAGGCAGUGAAACGAAAGGCGUCAAACGGAGAAGGAGGGGCGAGUUUGUAGCAAGUUAAUUUAGUCCAGCACCAUGAAACUAAAUCCCCAACAAGCUCCACUCUAUGGAGAGUGUGUGUUGAGUGUUGAGCUCAACGAUGAUGAUGCGUGUUGGGCUGAGAGAGAAGAGGAGGAAGUGGAGUUUUAUCUUCUAUUCUCGGGAUCCACUCAAAACCAUCUGACCAGCACACUGCGAGUCAGCCACGUCACACUGCAGGCUGUGUGUCCAGCCCAUAAUGUGUGUGAGCAGGUCUUGGUGAAAUUAUGUUUUGCUCGGCCUGGUGGACCAGUGGACACACACUCACAGGAGACCUUCUGCUUUGUACAGGACUUGGCUCUCGACAUGGCCCACUUCCUGCUUGAAAGUACAGCUCCACAGGAAGCUUUACUAUUGGAUGAUGAGCAAAUUCCUUUGAAAGAGUGUGAGAAGUUGGAUCAGAGCCUUGCCUUGGCCCUGAAGCACCUCACCCUGCCCCAGAGGACUGCACCCUCACACGCACACACACAGACAGAUGUGGACAGACAGAUGGUUAACCUAACACUGGCUGUUGGAGCACCAGACACACAUACACACAGGAACACAAACACACUCAAUGCAGAGACACACAAGGAAACAAGGAAUGAGGUCCCCACACUGCUGGACAGCUGCAGUGCUGUGUCUCAAAGCCAGCAGCUCUCCAGCCUGCUGUACUUGGCAGCCAGUCAUGGUCUGAGGACAGUGGCAUCGUUCCUCCUGCAGCAGCCAGGAGGCAGGGAAGCGCUAAGGAGGCCCAGUGCUCAGGGACUUACUCCAGCAUGUCUGGCAGAGAGCAGAGGACAUCAGAAACUGGUGGACCUCUUCACACAAUGUGAGACAUCUCCAAAUCUCCAAGUGGAACCAAAGCAGCAGCUGCACUUUUACCCAGAAGGCCGAGUGUUUCAGCACCAUGCAAGUCUUGGUACCUACACCCUAACUUUCCCUAGCCUCAAUGAGAGGGAGGUGGGGGCGGAGACACAGAGCAGUGAAGGCUGCUGCUUACAGGAGGAGCUGACAGAGCUGAGGAGACUUAUUCAUCUACACAGAAACACAAAGGGAAACUCAGAUUUACUUAGUACCAUUGCACCGACACAUGCCUCCACAUCCCUGUUCAUCGAUCAUGAGCUGGCAAACCCUGCCUGUGGACUGCAGCCCUGCUCUAACAGCCAACCAGAGAGGAAGCAUGAUGCAGUCCUAGCUAUGGUAACCACCGAGAACUGUACCACAACAGCAAAGGAACAGGGAAGUCCGCCGUUAUUGGAGGAGAGAACACAAGGGGAGGACUCUACUGUUGUCACUCAUACAUCUUGUAACAGUCUUUGUCAGAGCCAGGAAGCUGGGGCAAAAGAGAAGGGCAAACCAGCAGCUAACUCUCCUGCUGGCCGUAACAGGAAAAACAAAAAGAGAAAUAACAGAAGCACCCCAGAGGCCAGUAGAGGGACUGCACAGAGAGCCACAAAGACAACAGGAAGUAGAACAGAGACAGAUGUAACAAUUUCACCCACAGAACCAGCAGUGGCAUCUGUGAUUGGUGAUGGAAGAGCUACAAAAACUCACUGUUCUCCCGAGACGGAAAAGACCCCAUCAUCCAUAAAGCCAGUGUUUGCACCAGCUCGUGAUGGGAAGUGUGCUAGCAGGAAGGCAGUUGCCUUGCCUACCACCACCGUCGUAGAAAAACAGGAAGGAGAGAAGUGGGAAGUUGACCUGCUCAUAUGUGAGCGAGUUGUAGAGACAGAAACUGUGACAGAGACAGAGCAGGGAGACACUGAAAGUCUCCCUGCAAAAGAAGCUAACUUUAACUUAGGUUUGGAAUCAGCUGCAGAGAGGACAGUAACCAUGGGUCAGGAGCAAUCACAGGAUCCCCAGGAAAGCCAAUCAGACCCAGAGGAGCCAAGCCAACCUGGCACCAUCAGCAAAAGUCCUCACCCUGGCAGGAGGACCAGCCCACAGUCCCCAGACACAGAAAGAAAAUCCAAGAAAGGGCUGUGGCGGGAUGGUGGUCGCAUUGGAAGCAGAAUGGGAUCACCCCCACAUGGACAAGAAACAUUAGCAAAAACUGUCUGGUAUCAGGAUAAAAACAUAGACCAGAGUGUCAGUGAAGAUUGGAACAGAAAGGAACUGAACUCUCAGUCAGUUUGGUAUGAUGGUGACACAAUGGAUCAGAGAAGACAUCUGCAGCAGGGAAUGAGAGAGCAGAAAGAAUGUGAUCUGAGCUCAUUCCAAGCUUCUGGUCUUAGUUCUCCACAGCUGUUAGAACAGAGUCUUAGUUCUCAUCAACUGUCUGCGGCUCUCAGUCAGCCACAUGCUGCUGGAACACAGCCAGCACUGUCACAUGGGCCUGGUGCACAAAGACGGGAAGUACAAGGAUCACAGCGAGAAAAGGAAGUAGGGCCAGAUUGGAAGGAGGGAGGGCUGGAGGGAGACAGAGAGGAGGUCAAUAACAGAGAGACAACUUACAGCAAAAAGAGUUCAGAAACAGUGGGCAUUGAAGAGGGAGGAAAAGAGAAGGAAGGGAGUGAAGAAAAAGGAGCAAAUGGCAGAAAAAAGAGGAGGAAGAAGAGGGGUAAGAGAGGCGGGACAGAGGCUAAGCUUAGCUCUGGCUCAAGUGUAGAGUCCCAGAGUCAUACAGAGAUACAGACACAAAGAGAAGAAGAAACAAACCUGAAUGCUCUGUCAGAGACAGAAUCAGAAGCCAAGGAUAAAACAGGAAGGGCAGAUGUCCAGUCUCCCGGUGCUUCUGAGCUAAUCCAGAGAGAGGAAGCUGACAAGGAUGCCAUGCAUUUACCCAGCCAGACAGAGAGUCAGAGCAGGGACACUCAUGGAUUUGACUGUGUCGUUACAAACUCGGAUCCUAGUUAUACUACUCCGGACUUCAGUCCAACAGACGAUGGAAGAACAGAUCUGACUGAAGUUACAGCUUCACAGACAUUAGAAAUAAAGGAGGACGCAAGCAUGAAAUUUCAUGGACCUGAUGACUUUAACCUACAUUCUACGGUCAUUGCUUCAGAACUUGGUGAAAUUGACAUCAGGAAGGCAGAUACAGAGGGAAUUACAACUGUGCAACUAAUAAUAAAGGAAGUACACCCUACAGAACUGGAAUUUAAGGGGAUUACCUGUCCAGUCCAACAAACAAUGCAUAAUGUAGAGUCAAAGGCAUUGUCAGAAAAUGAGGAUUUGGCAGUUGCUGGUGAAGUUGUAGCUUCCGGUGACCGGACAGGUUUAGUUGAAUUGAACUGUCCAAAGGAACUUCCUGUCAAACAUUCAGGUUCUACAGAAUUCACACAGGACUUGUUUCUCAUUGAAUUUCCUGAACAAAAUAUACAACAUGAACAAUAUGUGGACUUGGACAAACCAGUACAGCCUGUGGAUCCAAUGGGAAGACCUGAAGGAUUUAUGGAAUCUGUGCAUUCUACAGAAGCUGAGGGUCUUCCAUUUGAAGGUACUGCGGAUGUAUCACCACUUCAGAAAGGGGAAGGAAGGGCUGAGACAACUCAGAGGGAAUAUUUAGAGCAUUGUUCGGCCUCUGAGAUGCUGAGAGAUCAGCAGCACAAGGAGGAAAAGAAAAAUGAGUUGUGGGUUGGUGAAGAGGAAGCGGGUAAGGAAGGAAAUUGGAUGAGUGAAGAAAAUGACAGUAGGGUGACACAUGGCAAGAUGUUAUCUUCCAUAGACAGUGAAAAAGAACAGAACUACAAUGAAGACUUGGUUGCCACAGCGGUAGCAGUUGUAGCGGUAGCAAUAGCUUCAGCCAUCAGCAUAGAAUUGAGACAUCAGUUAGCAGACAAUCAGUCUGAAAGACGAGAGUCUGCUAGCAGAGAAACUGCAUUUUAUCAACCAUUAGCACAGGAUGGCAAAGUACCAACUGAUACAUUAAACCAGCUGGCAGACAAUUUACUUAGCACUGUUCAAUCCACACAACUGUCUGCACAGCUGAUGGACGAGAAUUGUCAACUGUUAGCUGAGACAGAAAAUCAACAUAUAGAGCUUUCACACAUUGAACCUACUGAUCAGUUCGCCUCCAGAGAACAAGUUUAUGUUGAAAUACUAUCAGAGGAGUGUAACACUGAGACAGAGAAGCUACCAGCAGCAUGGCCAAGUAGCAACCAGCAGGCUCACCUUGACCUGUCAGUACUUGCAGAUACACCUAGUUUAACUCAACUCGACAAAGUCUUUACAUUAUGUUCACUACCUAAAGAAGACAGUCUACUGCAAGUUAAUAUGAUACCUUUGCCGGAUGCAAAUGAAAUGAUUACAACCGUGGUAGUCAGCCAAGGUCAUGGGCAGACAAAAAUCCAGCUGCAAGAAGAAAGCCAACCCUCCUGUCCUGUUGUAGACACAGGGCAGCAGCCAGAAGCUUCUGACACAUACUGUCUUGAUUCUGAGGAGAAUCCCAGACCAGCAGUCUGUAGAGACCCCCAAAAUCAGUCUUUCUGUCACAAAGAGAGUGGGAUACAAGAGCAUGAGAAUGAUCCUCAGCUUGAUGGCCAGGUUAAAAAACCACACAAAGAGGAGAGUCCCACUGUUCCAUUUCUUUGCGGGUCAACACUUCCUGUUACCCCCUGUGACUUGACUCCAAUAGCUGAUCCCAGUCCAAAAGAACCGACUGCCCCUGUGAAUGUGGAAACAGGCGAAUACCAGUUAUGCCCAGCCGACAUGAAGCUUGUUCCUGCCAUCCCUCUCGAAGCUUGCACUGCCACAUUACAGGACAAAGGUCAGGAGUCUGUUGCUAUGGAUAAUGAGGAGGGUGUGUUUGAAGGGCUGGAUAAAGACUCAGGCACUCUGGAUACAGUGGAUGGAUGGAAGGAGAUGCAAAAGAAGAUAAAAAGUGAAGGGGGAGCAAGGAAAGAAAGAGACACAGUGGAGGACACAUUCCAGACAGAAGCAGCAGCAGCAAACGAAGAGUGUCAACAGACCUGGAGAGACAGCACACACACUCUGCCGAUCCAGAGGGAGACAGAUGUUUUCUACCCUGCACAGCCCUGCCCUGAACCUAACACAUUAGCAACAUGUACAGAUGUCCAUCCAGACAGAGAGGAGUGUGCGCCCAUUUGUUUGUUGCACAGACACAAAGACAGUCCAAAAGACAAUGCUGAACUGAAUGACAGUGUCUUUAAAAAGCCUGAAGACCCCCCCCCCUGUGUUGGACACAGGGUUUGUGUCUCCUGGUCUUCCACAGAUGAUGCACUGAUACAGGGAGCCCUCAGUCCCAAUGAGGGCACUAUGUCAAUGGGCACACCUGAUGCUGUGAUCUCUCUGAGCACCAGACUGUCCUGGAAGUCAGAAACGGAAGAGCGAGGUAAAGGAGGUGGAGAGACAGAAGAAGGAGGAGGAGGAGAAGAAGAUGAGAAAAAAGACCAUCUUCCAGAAAAUCCCCUCUCAUCUGCCAUCAUGCGAGCCUCUAUCCAUUCCUUGUCUCCGUUCCGUCGUCACAGCUGGGAGCCGGGCAGGAACAAAGCCACUGCAGAAAGUGACAUCACACAGCACAGGCUAUCCCUCCCUUUUCUUUCCACUAACAGGUCAUCUGUCUCUUCCUUCAGCUCAUUGAAGAGCCUGUCAGGAGAGGCAAAGAGAGCCAAGUCCCCCCUCCACAGGAGAAGUAUGAGUUGGUGUCCAUCCAACCUGUGUCAUCCUGAUCAGGAGCAAAUAGACAACAGAAGCUACAGUCUGGAGGGUCUGGAGGUGGAAAGUGAAGCAGUCCAGGCUCAGUGUCCCAGCCUCAGUGAUCAGAAGGACAGGACUGCAGGGAGAAGUUGUCUGGAGAGCCAGGAGAAAGGCUCACGGAUCUCCCUCACUGAGGAGGAGCAGGAAGGAGAUGGAAGCAGCAUCGAUAGCCAGACAUCACAUCAGCUACUGUCAGCGACAAACAGCUGUCCUACCAUGUUCAAUCACAAAACCCUCACUAAAUCCAUCUCCAUGGUUACCAUCAGUCACCGCGGUAUAGAUGGGGUGAGCUCAUUCUCCAGUAACUCCGGGUCACUGGAAUACAGUAUUUCAGAGGAGGAGCCAGGCCCUCUGCGGACUGACACUGAGGGAAAAGGAGGACCUAAAAUCAGUCGGACGUUUAGCUACCUCCGCAGCAAGAUGAGCAAGAAAGGAAAGGAGAAAGAGAAGGAGAGGAGGGGAGAGAGGGAGCGAGAGAGUAAAGAGAGAGAAAAGAAGAGUUCCAACGGUCAUCUCUUUAUCCCAGUCAGUCCGUCUCCUUCCGCAGCCUGUCAGCACUGCACCAAACCUCUGCAUAAUAAGGAAACUUUCCUCUGCAACAACUGUGGAGUCCAUGUCCAUAAGAGCUGCAGAGAGAGUCUGUCUGGCUGUACAAAGAGCAAAACAAAGUCACUGGUGCCAGACGCUGUUCCUGGGUCAGUUGUUAACAUGAGGAGUAAAUCUACAUCUUCAGCAUCAUCUGUUUCAUCCACAUCCUCCUCAUCAUCACGGGAACGCUGGUCUACAGUAACCACCCCUGAUGACCAGCUGCCUGUGGUUUUUCCACGGAGACACCCUAGCAUCUUCAAUCCACACAGCAACCUGGCCAAGAGCAUUUCCACCAGCAACAUAGCAGGGUUAGACGAUGUUCCACUGAGAGGCUUAAAGUUUCUGUCCCAGUCCACCGACUCUCUCCAUCAAGGGACCAAAGUUAAUGCUUCGACUGAGUCACUCACUGAUGAAGGUACUGAGAUGAUGGACAGUCAGCUGAUGGGAGAGUUUGAGUUUGAUGUUAAAGAUCUGGAAGCUGAUUCUUGGAGCGGCACGGUGGAUAAGAAGUUCUUGAAAGCAUUGAAGAAAGAUGAAAUCAAGAGACAAGACGUCAUCUAUGAGUUGUACCAGACAGAGUUCCACCAUGUGAGGACACUGAAGAUCAUGUCUGAAGUAUACUAUAAAGGCCUACAGAAGGAGCUGCAGCUUGACACUCACACUCUGGACAAGAUUUUCCCUGUUUUGGACAAUCUGUUGGACAUGCACACACAUUUCCUCACCCUACUCCUGGAAAGAAAAAGAGCUUCAUCAUCUGAGGGACAGAACAAUAACAGCUUCCUCAUCUGUAGCAUCGGGGAUGUCCUUGUCAACCAGUUUUCAGGCUCCAGUGCUGAUAGUAUGAACAAAGUUUAUGGGAAGUUCUGCAGUCGACACAAUGAAGCUGUCAAUCUCUACAAAGACCUGUAUGCCAAAGAUAAACGCUUCCAGGCUUUCAUCAAGAAGACAAUGAGCAGCAGCAUUGUGCGGAGGCUCAGUAUUCCAGAGUGCAUUUUGUUGGUUACUCAAAGGAUCACCAAGUAUCCUGUUCUGAUCCAGAGGAUACUCCAGCAUACUAAAGACUCAGAUGAAGACCACAGCUGUGUUUGUGAAGCACUUCGCUGUGUCAAGGAGCUGAUCACAGCUGUGGACAGUAAAGUCAAUGAGCAGGAGAAGAAACAGAGACUGAGGGAGGUCUACAGUCGCACUGAUAGCAAGUCCAUCAUGAGGAUGAAGAGUGGUCAGAUGUUUGCUAAAGAAGACCUGAUCAGAGGGAGGAAGCUAUUGCAUGAUGGAGCGCUGCAGCUGAAAAACACGGCUGGACGACUCAAAGAUGUCCAUGCCAUGCUCCUGUCUGACGUACUGGUCUUUCUUCAGGAAAAAGACCAGAAAUAUGUGUUUGCCUCACUGGACCAGCGCUCUACAGUUAUCUCUUUACAGAAUCUGAUUGUCAGAGAAGUGGCUAAUGAGGAGCGAGGUCUCUUUCUGAUCACAGCUGGUACAGACAGACCAGAGAUGGUGGAGGUGUUGGCCAGCAGUAAGGAGGAGCGCAACACAUGGAGGGCCAUUAUACAGGACGCCAUGCACUGCAUUGAGAAAGAAGAGGAUGAGGGAGUUCCUAGUGAAACAGAAGAAGACAGGAGACAGCAGGACAACAGAGCAAAGGAGAUCCGAGAGCUUCUACGAAGGAAAGAUGAACAAAUCAUCUCUUUAUUGGAGGAGAAGGUCCACAUCUUCAGAGACCUGAGUGACUAUAAUCCCACACUCAAUGAUAUAAACCCACCAGUCAGGGAGCGGAUGUUGUUCAGGGCCACACCUGAUGAUGUCACAAAGGGGGAGCCAAUCAUAAAGGAUGCCCUGAGGGAAAUGGAGACCUUGCAUGCUUUGGUAAGCAGUUGUGUUGGUGGAGCAGGUUGCAGUGUUCCAGUUGGCCUGGCAGGGGGCAGUGUGGGACCAGUCUCUCUGCCCAGGAGAGCUGAGACUUUUGGAGGCUUUGACAGUCAUCAGAUGAACAGCAGCAAGAAUGGAGAGAAGGAAGAGGGAGAUGAAUCACUGGACCUCCGAAGGACUGAGUCAGACAGUGUGUUGAAGAAGGGAGCCACUUCCAGCCUUCAGAUGCUGCUGAAAAGAAACAGUGAGCAGGUCCAAAACAGUGUGACAAAUCUUCACGACCUGCUGAUUUCACUGCAGGCUGUGGUGGUCCAGCAGGACUCGUUCAUCGAGGACCAGCGGCAGGCCCUGAGCGACCGGCUCACCGCAAACUCUUCCAGACAUUCGUCCUCUACCUCACUUUCUUCCUCUUCUUCCUCCCGCCCCUCCUCCCUCAUCGAGCAGGAGAAACACAGGAGUCUGGAGAGACAGCGACAGGAGGCAGCCAGCCUGCAGAAACAGCAGGCUGCACACCAGGAAGAAAAGAGAAGGAGAGAGAAGGUAUGGGAGUUGAAAGAGAAAGGACUGGCAGAGCGGGAGGAGAGGCUAAGGGUUGAGGAGGAGGAGACCAGGAGGAGAGGUCAGGAGCUGAUGGAGGAGAGAGAGACCCUGCAGAGGAAGAAAGAGGAGUACCAGAGAGACCUGGAAAGGCUGAGGGAGGCUCAGAGGAGGCUGGAGAGAGACAAGGAGGCUCUGAGGAGAGACACAGAGAGACUGGAGGCUAUGAAGAGAGAUGAGUCGGUGCAGCUUCAGAGGUACCAGCGGACUCCCUCCACCACCUCUGAAGAAUCCAUAAGAUUCCACAGCUCUGGGUCUUUGGAUCUGGAUUCAAAAGAAGCAGCAGAACAGCCAAAAGAGGUGGAGCUCUCAUCCUCUGCCCCAACCAAAGAACCUUUCCUCCGCAUUGGAUCCAAGAGGAUGGGCAAAAACUUUAACCCCUUCUCCUCCUCGUCCUCCUCUAAGCCUCAGGGAGCAGAGAAGGAGUCCCAGCUACCCACCAGACUACUUCAGCUGGCUAAAUCCAAAGAGAAGAAAGACAAAAAGAAGAAGACCGGAAAGGGGGGGGAGCAGACACAGAAAGAUAGUACAGUGAUGUUGGAUCAUCAGAAUGAUGGAGACAUCUUCUUCUGCUGAGGACCUGCACUUGAAAUUCUAACCAGACAACUGGACAGUGCAGCAAACAGGACCCACAUUGUUCAUUAACUCUAUAUUUGGGAAUAAAAUGUGUCUUUGCUGACAGUCUGGCCUCUGGACACUGUCUCUGCCUUCUUGUCAGACCAUCAUAGAGAGAAUCCAGCUGGGUUCACAGGCUGACAGUCUGACUUUACCUGCUUGUGUCCCAGGUAAACAAAGGUAAAGACCUCUCAGAGACACCAGAUGAAGUUAUGUGGAGUGGAUGAUUCAGUCAGGAGGACUUUAUUGACAAAUGUGCUAAGAAUGUUCUCUAAAACCUUUCAUCAUUUAGAGAUGUGAUUGAAAGCCAAGGAGGAUCAAACAAGCAGUGUGAGGAACACAAGAGGAAAGCAGAUUCUUGAUUUCUUCCAUCUCUCAAUCAGAGAUCAUGUGUUAGACAUGGUCUUUAAAGUCUUUAGAUUGUAAACUGUAACAAACCUAAGCUUCUACAUCGAACAAUAGCGAGUGCCAUUUUUGCGAAUGCUAACUUUGAAUGCUGUUGACUCCUCAGUUUUUUUAUUGCCUUUUUUAAAUUGAUAGUGACAGCUGAAGGUAGACAGGAAAGGGGGCAGAGAGAGAGGGGAUGACACGCAGCAAAGGGCCGCAGGUCGGAUUUGAACCCUGGGCUACUGCAGCAAUUUGGUACAUGGUCGCCAGCUCUACCAGGUGAGCUAACCGGGCACCAACUCAAUGAACUGUUAAUCUAAUGUGUGAUUUCUGUGUCCCUACAAUUUAAAUCUGUUUUUUAUCAGUCAAGCUGACAAAUAAGACAUAAGAGAGUAACAGAUGCCACAUGACAUAGUGUUUGUAACAGUUAGAAACCCUUUAGGCUACUAUUUCUUACUGUCAACAUUUUCUGCUGAGGUCAGUGUGCACAACAAGGCUACAGACUUCCACACAAAAUCUAUCAAUGACACAUCAGCUAGCAGAGAAAAUGGUUGAAUCUAUAGAAACAGGCAUGUUUCAUUGUCAAUGGUCAGGACACAAGACGAUAGUGAGAAUGCUCAGCAAAGACUCAGUGGCCCUGUCCCCAAGUGCAUGUUCAAAUCAGAUGUUUUCAAUCCUAAUGUUGUCAGUAUGGACAAUAGAACUCAGUAUGAGCUAAAAUCUUUAAUUGUCAUUUAAUGUGACAGUCAUGGCAGUGUAAUUGUCACUGAAGCACAACAAGAUCAGGAAUACAAAAACUUCAACAACUUUAAAAAUGCACUUUACAUGAGAGAGUGAUGUUGUAUUUUACUGGUCUGUCAUUUCCUAAUAAUUUAAACAAAUUAAUUUAAUUCAAUUAAUAAUAAAUUUUCAGUGACUUGGUACUAAUUACAGGGAGAAUCCUUGAAAUAUAAGUAAUUCUAAUCAAAUUAAAAUUAAUUGAUUAAUUAAUUAGUGCAAAAGUGUACCAGUUGAAACUGUAUCUGUUCACUAUAAUUCAUAUCAAAUGACAGUUCCUUGUAGGAAAACUAGUAAAUGACAAGAAAAUGAUGUGGAAGUGACAGAACCGUAGAAUAAAGCAUUACCCAUGACAGCAGCAGUAGUUAUGUUGUUGUGGGACUGGGUCAGAAUUCAAUAUUAUUGAAUAUAGACUUUACUAGAUUUAUAUUGAGAUGAUAUUGAGGUGUUAUUGUUUUUACUAACUUCUGAUCAGAACUAAUGAUUCCAAGCACAUAUAAAUGAAACCUUCCAUUUAUGAGCAGUCAAUAAAAUUUUUUGAAAUGAAUCUGAAUCAGAAACAAAUUACCAAAUUUAAAGAGAAAUGUAAGCUGUUACAAACCCUAUUAAUUUAUUACUUUUUUUGUAUGUAUUUAAUGUGUUGAAUCAGGAUGUUUUUAAUGCUUGACCUCUGUUAUUUUUACAAAAUAAAAAAAUAUAUAUUUUGAAAUUCCUACAGAUAAAUGGUGGAUCACAUAUAGUGUAAUGCUAUUUGUAAAUGAAACACCUUAAGCUGUCUAAAAGAUUAACUAAUUAAGCACACAGUACAAAUCUGUUCACCUUCUUGAAAAAGAAACCUUUUUAUUUUUCAACACUACAUUUCAAGCAAAAGGUACAAAGGUUUGGGGUUGUGAUGUUUUCUUAGUGUAAAACACAGCAGUAGUGCCACCUGUUAGCAGCUAGUGCCAUGCUGUGAAGAGGGAAAUUAGUUUAAAUACCAAUUUAAAGUUUUUCCUGGGGAUGGACCAGGAGAGGGGGGCAGAGAGAGGGGAUGACACGCAGCAACGGGCUGCAGGUCGGAUUCAAACACUAGGCCGCUGCAGCAAAGACUCAGCCUCGGCACAUGGGACGCCAGCUCCACCAACUGGUUUUAAAGAGUUCGGUCUAGACCUACUCUAUUUGAAAAGUGUUCUGAGAUAACUUCUGUUAUGAAUUGGCGCUAUGCAAAUAAAAUUGAAUUGAAUUGAACUGAGCUAACUGGGCACCCAGUAUAAAUACCAAUUUACAUUUAUCAUCUGCCCCCCCUUGAUCGAGACAAUCCCCCAAAAUGAUGUCCUUCAGUGGGUUUGACUAAAAAGACAUUUCACUGCAGUUUUAUUUAGUGGAAAUAAAAUGCAGGGACAUUCUCAAUUGUUUUACCCUUGUACAGUUAAAUACACAAUCUGAAGCUGUUGGAUCCCUAAAACAUAACAAGCUCAAUCACAAACACAAUGUUUGAACAUAUAGUUUAUUGUUUUGAGGAGGAAAUGAAACCUGAAAUCUUAAGUUUUGCUGAGAACUGAGCAUGCUUGGAGGCCUGGCUGUCAUCUCCUCCACAUUGUUCCCAUUCAAUCCGCACUGUUAACUAACACCAUUAAGACAUUUUACAAACUCACAUCCAACCUUAAAGUUUUUGCACUGUGAGCUUUCUGACAUGUUUGUACUGAAGACAGAAGGUAAAAAGUUGAUUUUUUUUCCUCUCAUUUUAUGUACAAAGGGCAAAGCAACAAAUUUUGUAAAUAUAUUUUAUGUACACAUUUGAACUUUAGUAUUGAUUGAUUGUGGAUUUUGUUUAGUUGGUAAAUUUUAAAAAAAUAAAUAAAGCUUUAUUUAUCGGUCUUGUUCCUAUUUUGAAAUUGUACAGUAAUUUUUCUCUCUUCAAUAAAAAAAGCUGUUUGUCAUGUG
This is a messenger RNA of Dicentrarchus labrax (European seabass), 12703 nucleotides long. It is a transcript of the gene akap13b, whose product is annotated as A-kinase anchoring protein 13. Gene Ontology annotation, molecular function: guanyl-nucleotide exchange factor activity. Lineage: Eukaryota; Metazoa; Chordata; Actinopteri; Moronidae. The transcript has 48 exons. The record is from RefSeq and is a predicted model, not a curated record. The coding region runs from base 308 to 9577 and encodes 3089 amino acids. Gene Ontology annotation, biological process: regulation of Rho protein signal transduction. Gene Ontology annotation, cellular component: plasma membrane.